UCCCCCUCAACCGGAAGAUGGCCGGAAUGGAUAUCCGGGUGCUCACAGUCUGCGUCCUGCGCGAUCGUGGGCCGAAAACAUGAAACUCCUGACCCACAACAUGCUCACGUCCCACGUGCGGGGCGUGCGACCCGGAGGAGGGUUUCCCCUUCUCAUCAAGGCUACAGAGGUGAAGGUGAACAACAUCGAUUUCAACCCAGAGUUCACCGCUCGGAUGGUGCCCAAAAUUGAAUGGGCAGCUCUGGUGGAGGCCGCAGAAAGUUUGGGUCACCGGUCAGAUCUUCCCUCAGAGCCCAUCCCCGACUACGAGAAAAAUGAAGAUUUUCUUCGGAAAGUGCAUCACGUCUUGAUGGAGGUGGAGGUGAUAGAAGGUGUAUUGAAAUGUCCGGAUACAGGGCGGGAAUUUCCCAUCACUAAGGGUAUACCCAACAUGCUGCUGAGUGAAGACGAAACAUGAGCUGUUCUGCUCUUGAAAAAGCGCCCGAAGAAGUGAGAGGUGGAGGAGGAGAAAUAUCUUCCCUGCAACUGCCUUUGCAUUAUUGUUUUGUGUGUGUAAAUAAAUACGAAUGAUGCUGUUGACAGAGUC
This is a messenger RNA of Python bivittatus (Burmese python), 586 nucleotides long. It is a transcript of the gene TRMT112, whose product is annotated as tRNA methyltransferase activator subunit 11-2. Gene Ontology annotation, molecular function: protein heterodimerization activity. Lineage: Eukaryota; Metazoa; Chordata; Lepidosauria; Squamata; Pythonidae. The record is from RefSeq and is a predicted model, not a curated record. Gene Ontology annotation, biological process: tRNA methylation; rRNA (guanine-N7)-methylation; peptidyl-glutamine methylation.